AACCGUGGAAAGUUUGUGAAGCAUUCUACAGAAUAAGGACGAAAAGUACACGAUGGCCGACGUGCUUGACAUCUACAACCACGAGGAGUUUGAGGUGGACGAAGACGGCGAUCAGGGAAUCGCCCGGCUGAAGGAGAAGGCCCGCAAGCGAAAAGGACGCGGUUUCGGCAACGAAAGCAUCCCCCGUGAAACGAUCGACUACGAGCGGCUACAGGAAGAUGAGGAGGAAGCCGAACCAGGCCCGCAGCGCUCCGUCGAGGGAUGGAUUUUGUUCGUAACGUCGAUCCACGAGGAAGCUCAGGAGGACGACAUACAGGAAAAGUUCUGCGAGUUUGGCGACAUCAAGAACAUCCACCUUAACCUCGACCGCCGAACCGGCUUCCUUAAAGGAUACGCGUUGGUGGAGUACGAAACAUACAAACAAGCGUUGGCGGCCAAAGAUGCCUUGAACGGCUCGGAAGUCCUGGGUCAAACCAUCGCCGUCGAUUGGUGCUUCGUAAAAGGACCUAAGAAACUUAAAAAAUCCAGCGACAGACGCCGUCGAUAGAACGCGGGAGACUACGGACACCUAUGGAACGUAAAAUAUCUGCAAACUCAUAAGUAGCUUACGUCUGUAUGAGCGAGUACUCAAUGAGCUUGAGUCGCGAGUCACGCUCCCAUCCCAAAAUAAUGCGCAUGUAAAAUUUAUACCGAAUAAA
Molecule: messenger RNA, 698 nt
Organism: Anopheles nili
Lineage: Eukaryota; Metazoa; Arthropoda; Insecta; Diptera; Culicidae
Gene: tsu
Product: RNA-binding protein 8A
Exons: 1
Coding region: 53-547 (164 amino acids)
Biological process (GO): RNA splicing
Cellular component (GO): exon-exon junction complex; nucleus; cytoplasm
Molecular function (GO): mRNA binding
Source: RefSeq, a predicted model, not a curated record